UUCCGACCUAACCUUCCUUGCGAACUCCGCCACCGCGUCCCUGCGUUAUAGGGCCGUCGACGACGACGGGUUGCGCGUCCCCGCCUCAUUCGCGCGACCAUGGACACGGACACGGACACGACGACGUCCACCGGCUCCCGCCUCCAUCCCGCGGCCGGACAUGUACGCUCAUUGGCCGCCCGGGGCGCCGAGAGCCUCGUCACCUGCGUCUUCGCGACGGUGGGCACGGUCCUCGGCGCGAUCACCGGUGGCCUCAUCGGCCUGGCCACGGAGACGGGCGUGCUGCGCGGCACGGGCGUCGGCGGCAUCACGGGCGCGCUGGUGUCCAUGGAGGUCGUCGAGUCGCUGUGGCGCUCCGACGAGCCGGCAAUCUGGAGCGUCGUCUACGUGCUCGAUGUCAUCUGGAGCUUGCUCACCGGCCGCCUUGUGCGCGAGAAGGUGGACCCCGCCGUGCUCAGCGCCGUCGAGAGCCAGAUGAGCGCAGCGGACACACCGGCCUUGCAUGCAGACCACGCCGACAUCUUCGACACGGGCGGCACCAACGGCAUGGCGAGGGUCGCCAUGGACGCGCUCCCCGUCGUUAGGUUCACCGAGCGCAGCAACGUCGACGCCAGCGGCGAGCUCAUCGCCUGUUCGGUUUGCCUCCAGGAAUUCCAAGCCGGCGACAGCGCGAGGAGCCUGCCGGUGUGCCGCCACACGUUCCACCUGCCGUGCAUCGACGGCUGGCUGCUCCGGCACGCCUCCUGCCCCUUGUGCCGCCGCGCUGUCUAGGCCGCGCCCGUUCCUCUACCCUCAAGGAUAGCCGCCACCAGAGCUGCUCUGACAAGCGACACCCGUUCCUUCAGGCUGUAGCCGUACGCACACUGGCAGCGUGAUUUUUCUGUAGCUCAUCAGAUGAUUCAGAUGGGCGUUAUGUAAACAUUGGUUAAUUUUUAACAAAUGCAAGUGGUGC
Molecule: messenger RNA, 952 nt
Organism: Zea mays
Lineage: Eukaryota; Viridiplantae; Streptophyta; Magnoliopsida; Poales; Poaceae
Product: RING-H2 finger protein ATL2B
Exons: 5
Coding region: 100-771 (223 amino acids)
Source: RefSeq, marked provisional